Molecule: messenger RNA, 1578 nt
Organism: Selaginella moellendorffii
Lineage: Eukaryota; Viridiplantae; Streptophyta; Lycopodiopsida; Selaginellales; Selaginellaceae
Product: G-type lectin S-receptor-like serine/threonine-protein kinase SD2-5
Exons: 2
Coding region: 107-1420 (437 amino acids)
Biological process (GO): protein phosphorylation
Molecular function (GO): ATP binding; protein kinase activity
Source: RefSeq, a predicted model, not a curated record
UGGUUGGUCUAAGAGGUCUUUCAAUCCAGGGUCCCAGAACACAUUGAUUCUCAGUUUGAAGUUUUCAGCUAAGCAGCCUCACACGCGGUGUUUGGCUUGGAGAGUUAUGACUCUGAAGACUUCGUGCUGUUCAUGGCUUUCUCGACGACACCAGAGAUAUGUUUGUGCUCUCCUCCAAGCUAAACAGGCAGCAGCGAUGGUGGCGGUAAGCUCUUUCUUUUUCGGGGUUCUUACGUGUAGUAUCGGAGCCGCAGAAGCUCAGCAGCAGGCUAGAAAGCACGGGCCUGGUAGUAACUCUACGCAAGUUCCCAAUGGUGACAAGGAUGGCCUCCCGGCAGCCAGCAUUGCUGCCGGAGUGCUGUCCCUGAUCGUUGUGGGAGGUCUCUUACUGGUGGCAGCUCUAAUCUUCAUAAAGCAGCGCUUUCUCGAUCCAAGAGCCAAGGCUUCGACGACAGCAGCUUCGAUCAUCUCUGCACCAGGAUCACCUCAGCUUGUCCAGUUUUCCUUCAAAGCCAUCGUUGCCACCACCCGGAACUUCAGCGACAAGAUCGGAGCUGGAAUUCUCGGCUCCGUCUACAAAGGAGUUUUUCCGGACAGCGAGACGGUGGUCGCCGUGAAGAAGCUCGAGAUAAACACAAGCGACAGGGACUUCCGCAACUGCGUCUCCGAGAUCGGUUUCUUGUCUCACGACAGCCUCGUCCAGCUCCACGGCUUCUGUGCGGACUGUGGCCCCGACAACAAAAUGCUCGUCUACGAGUUUCUUUCAAAUGGUUCGCUGGACAAGUUGCUCUUCGAAGACUCGGAGGACAACCGGCUCGACUGGAAGUUCCGGUUUGACACAGCCCUCUCGAUCGCUCGGGGCGUCGCACAUCUCCACCAGCAGCAGGUUCCAGUGAUCCACGGCAAUCUCAAAACAGAAAACAUCCUUCUGGACAAGAACUUCCAGCCGAAAAUCUCCGACACCGGCCUGGGCUUGCUCGUCGACAGGAGAAAAAUCAAGACGGCUCUGAGCAGCGGCCGAGUUCACGGAUACUUCUCCCCAGAGUGGAUUGCCGACUCGCCUCUCACGACCAAGACCGACGUCUACGGCUUUGGGAUGAUCCUUCUCGAGAUAAUUGGUGGCCGGAGGAUCCUCGACUUGAGCCAGAAGUCGGAGCAGUGGAACUUCGUGGACUGGGUUUCCAAGCAGGUGAAAGCCGGCAACUACGUCGGGGUCGCGGAUCCCCGGUUGAGUAGCAUCGAUCUCGAGCAGCUCCGGAGAGGGAUCGACGUUGCGGUGUGGUGCAUCCAAGACGACGCAAAGUCGAGGCCGUCCAUUGCUAAAGUUGUCGAGGAGCUGGAGAAAGUUUUGGUGAUUGAGGCUACUCCUGCGAGAAAGAAGAGGUCCUACGGGCAGCUGCAAGAGAUAGAAGCAUCGUGAACAGAAGAAAAAAGACGAUGCGAAGAGAAAGAAUGUUUCUUUGCUUUCCUUUGUGGUGUUUCUUUCUACACGAAGAUAUAAAUCAGCCAUCUUCGUUUUUCUUGCUCUUGUCCAUGAAAGUGUAAAUGAAUGAAUGGAGAGAGACUCGUCUUUGUUCU